AUGCCUGCCCUGGCUUGUUGCGUAGAUGCUGCGCUUGCGCCUCCCGGCUACGCUUUUCCUGCCGGGGAUAGCUCUCUUCCGUCGCCGGUAUCAUUUUUUCCCGGCUUACCUCUUUCAACGACCACCACUACUUCCACCGCCGCUGCCGCUGAAAAUUCUUCCGCUCAUUGGUCACCAUCCCUCUCCGCUGCGCUUUACAAAAUCGAUGGCUGGGGUGCUCCUUAUUUCUCUGUGAAUUCCUCCGGGAAUCUUUCCGUCCGGCCUUAUGGUACGGACACGCUGGCUCAUCAGGAGAUUGAUUUACUGAAAAUAGUGAAGAAGGUUUCGGAUCCGAAAUGGGUUGGUGGGCUGGGGCUCCAGCUCCCGCUAAUUGUUCGCUUGCCUGAUGUGCUUAAAAACAGGCUUGAAUCCCUGCACUCUGCUUUUGAUUUCGCGAUCCAGUCUCAGGCCUACGAGGCUCAUUACCAAGGUGUUUAUCCUGUGAAAUGUAACCAGGACCGGUUUGUUGUUGAGGAUAUUGUGAAAUUCGGGUCUCCGUUUCGGUUCGGGUUGGAAGCUGGGUCGAAACCCGAGCUUCUCCUAGCUAUGAGUUGUUUGUGCAAAGGAAACCCAGAAGCUCUCUUGGUCUGUAACGGGUUUAAAGAUGGAGAGUACAUUUCUCUUGCUUUGAUUGCGAGGAAACUGUCUUUGAAUACAGUGAUUGUGCUUGAACAAGAAGAAGAGAUCGAUCUGGUUAUUGAACUGAGCAAGAAAAUGUCUGUUAGGCCUGUGGUUGGUGUUCGAGCAAAGCUGAGAACAAAGCAUUCGGGUCAUUUUGGAUCUACUUCUGGCGAGAAAGGAAAAUUUGGGUUAACUACGACCCAGAUUUUGCGGGUCGUGAAGAAGCUUGAAGAAGCAGGGAUGCUUGAUUGCUUCCAGUUGCUGCAUUUUCAUAUUGGAUCUCAGAUUCCCUCUACCGCCUUGCUUGCCGAUGGUGUAGGCGAGGCUGCGCAGAUCUACUGUGAGUUAGCCCGUCUUGGUGCUCAUAUGCAAGUCAUUGACAUUGGAGGUGGGCUGGGUAUCGAUUAUGACGGGUCUAAAUCUGGCAAUUCGGAUCUUUCCGUAGCCUACGGGCUUGAAGAGUAUGCUCUCGCUGUUGUGCAAGCGGUUAAGUUUGUUUGUGACCGCAAGAAUAUCAAGCAUCCAGUGAUUUGCAGCGAGAGUGGUCGUGCUAUUGUCUCUCAUCACUCAGUUUUGAUAUUUGAGGCUGUCUCUUCAAGCUCGCCUAAUUCUAAUGCUGCAUCAAUGACUUCCUAUGGAAUGCAGUAUUAUCUUGACGGGCUUACUGAGGAUGCUCGUGCUGAGUACCGGAACUUAACUGCUUCAGCAAUAAGAGGCGAGCAUGAGGCGUGCUUGAUGUAUGCUGAUCAAUUGAAACAAAGGUGCGUUGAUCAAUUCAAAGAAGGAAAUAUUGGUAUGGAACAAUUAGCUGCUGUUGAUGCAUUGUGUGAAUUAUUCUAUAAAGCUAUUGGUGCAUCUGAUCCAGUUCGCACUUAUCAUGUGAAUUUGUCUGUGUUUACAUCAAUUCCUGAUUUCUGGGGGAUUGGACAGUUGUUUCCUAUAGUCCCUAUUCAUCGACUUGAUCAAAAGCCUGGUGUGAGAGGAAUUUUGUCUGAUUUAACAUGUGAUAGUGAUGGGAAGAUUGAUAAGUUCAUAGGUGGUGAGUCCAGCCUGCCGCUUCAUGAAAUUGAAGGUGGCGGUGGUAAUGGUGGAAAGUACUACUUGGGGAUGUUUUUGGGCGGGGCUUAUGAGGAGGCACUCGGUGGAGUUCACAACCUGUUCGGUGGCCCUAGUGUAGUGCGGGUUUCACAGAGUGAUGGGCCGCACAGCUUCGCAGUGACACGAGCUGUGCCGGGUCCAUCUUGUAGUGAUGUCCUCCGAGUUAUGCAGCACGAGCCCGAGCUCAUGUUCGAGACUCUCAAGCACCGUGUUGAAGAAUAUUGUCACCAAGAUGAGGAUAGCGAUGAUGGUGAUAGUGAUCAUGGAAUGGGAAGCAACGCUGCUUUAGCCAACAGCCUUGCUAGCUACUUCCAUAACAUGCCUUAUCUGGUGGUUCCUUGUUCAUUGACUGCUAUGAAUAAUAGUGGCUUCUACUACUGCAACGAGGAUGAUUACAAUGCUGCUGUUGAUAGUGCUACUGGCGAGGAUGAGCAGUGGUCUGUUGUCUGUGCUUGA
This is a messenger RNA of Dovyalis caffra, 2214 nucleotides long. Lineage: Eukaryota; Viridiplantae; Streptophyta; Magnoliopsida; Malpighiales; Salicaceae. The record is from the annotation of a GenBank genome assembly.